Zeugodacus cucurbitae (melon fly) is the source of this 1542-nucleotide messenger RNA. It is a transcript of the gene Gbeta5, whose product is annotated as guanine nucleotide-binding protein subunit beta-5. The record is from RefSeq and is a predicted model, not a curated record. Gene Ontology annotation, molecular function: protein binding; signaling receptor complex adaptor activity. Gene Ontology annotation, biological process: G protein-coupled receptor signaling pathway; G protein-coupled dopamine receptor signaling pathway. Lineage: Eukaryota; Metazoa; Arthropoda; Insecta; Diptera; Tephritidae. Bases 269 to 1330 code for a protein of 353 amino acids. The transcript is spliced from 2 exons. Gene Ontology annotation, cellular component: cytoplasm; heterotrimeric G-protein complex.
CCAAGUUUUACGCACAUUUAUUUUUGUAGUCAAAUUCUUUGAAAAUUUGUUCAAAAUUUGUUUAACUUUGGCUCUUUAAUCCAAUUUAUUUAAUUAAUAGCAUUUAUUUAUUCAACGGGAGUUACAUAUCUAGCUCAUACAAUUAAACACACUAUUUGUUGCGAUGUCAGUGCGGCCCCUUCAGAUUUGCUGCAAAAUUCUGAGCGUUCCAUAUUAAAAAUUUUACCACCAAUAGGUCAACUAUCUUUUGUAAAUACUACAGUGUAUAAUGGCAGAUUGUGCUCCAUCAGCUAAUGCCAGUGAUAAGAUGGCCAGUUUGUUGAAGGAGGCGGAAAAUUUGAAAAUCAAACUUGAGGAAGAACGUGCCAAAUUGAAUGAUAUUAAUUUAUGGACUGUUGCUGAGCGACUAGAGCCGAUUGCAUUUGUUAACAUAAAACCACGUAAAGUACUCAAAGGCCAUCAGGCAAAGGUUCUAUGUACGGAUUGGAGUCCAGAUAAACGUCAUAUAAUUUCCUCAUCGCAGGAUGGGCGUCUCAUCAUUUGGGACGCCUUCACCACAAACAAAGAACACUUCAUUACCAUGCCCACUACUUGGAUUAUGGCAUGUGCAUAUUCCCCAUCUGGCAAUUUCGUUGCUUGUGGUGGUUUAGACAAUAAAGUUACCGUAUAUCCUAUAACGUCAGAUGACGAAAUGGCUGCUAAGAAACGAACAGUUGGUACGCACACUAGUUACAUGUCUUGUUGUAUUUAUCCAAAUUCCGACCAGCAAAUCCUCACUGGAAGCGGUGAUUCUACAUGUGCUCUAUGGGAUGUAGAAAGUGGACAAUUACUACAGAGCUUUCACGGGCAUUCUGGUGAUGUUAUGGCAAUUGAUUUAGCACCAAAUGAAACCGGAAAUACAUUCGUUUCUGGCAGUUGUGAUCGCAUGGCUUUCAUAUGGGACAUGCGUUCAGGACAUGUUGUCCAAUCGUUUGAAGGACAUCAGUCCGACGUUAAUACCGUCAAAUUUCAUCCUAGUGGAGACGCAAUAGCAACUGGCUCAGAUGAUAGUAGCUGUCGCUUGUUCGAUAUGCGUGCUGACAGGGAAGUCGCUGUAUUCGCUAAGGAGAGCAUCAUUUUUGGUAUUAACUCGGUAGACUUUUCAGUGAGUGGCCGUUUACUAUUUGCAGGCUAUAAUGAUUACACAGUGAAUCUCUGGGAUACACUUAAGUCGGAGCGUAUUUGUCUAUUGUAUGGACAUGAAAAUAAGGUAUCCUGUGUGCAGGUGUCACCGGACGGCACUGCAUUAUCCACUGGCAGUUGGGAUUAUACCAUACGCGUAUGGGCAUAAGUAUAUAUAAAUAUUGUCCUAUAUGUAUAUACCAUGCAUACCUAUGUAUUUUUGUUGUUAUUUGUUUGGAGAUUUGUAUUUAUUUGUUGAGCUUGAUUGUAAACAGCGGUGUAACGAGUAUUAAUUGCUUAAAUGUUAAUGACUUAAUGUUGCUUAUUAUAUUUAGUGGAAUAAAAUUAAAUAGUCACGAGUGAAUACUCGUUGAAAAUUAA